UUACGCCUGUUACCCCCAAUGGAGCAUAGGCCACCGAGCAGGAUUCUCCAACCCACUCUUUUCUGGGUAUUCCUUUCUAGUUCUAUACAAUUCUUGUUCAUUCUUCUCAUAUAUGUCUCCGUUUCUCGGUUUAAUGUGUUCUUUGGUCUUCCACUUUUCCUUCGGACUUGACGAAUCCAAGUGAGUACUUGCUUUGUGAUGCAGUUAGGUGCUUUCCUCAAUUUGUGUCCUAUCCACUUUCAGCGCUUCUUUCUGAUUUCUUCCUCCUCUGAGAUCUAGUUUGUUCUCUCCCAAAGAAGGUUGUUGCUGAUAGUGUCUGGUCAACGGAUCCAAAGUAUUUUGUGUAGACAGCUGUAAAUUUUGGAUGAUGACUUUCAUAGUUCCUAAGGUUUCCGCUUCAUACAGUAGAACUGUCUUGACAAUUGUAUUCAAAAUUUCGACUUUGGUGUUGGUUGACAGUUGUUAUGAAUUCCAGAUGUCCUUCACUUGUAGAUAUGCUGCUAUUGCUUUGCCGAUCCGCGCCUUCACAUCUGCAUCAGAUCCACCGUGUUCAUCAAUGAUGCUGCCCAAAUAUGUAAAGGUUUUUACAUCCUCAAAAGAUUCUCCGUCAAUUGUUACUGGAUUGGUGCAUGCUGUGUCGUAUCGGAGAAUCUUGCUUUUCGCUUUGUGUAUAUUGAGACCUACUGCUGCUGAGGCUGCUGCUACACUAGUCGUCUUCCCGUGCAUUGGUUGUUGCGUGUGAGAUAAAAGGACCAGAUCAUCUGCGAAGUUUAGAUCGUCCAGUUGCAACCUAGCUGUCCAC
Schistosoma mattheei is the source of this 802-nucleotide messenger RNA. The record is from the annotation of a GenBank genome assembly. NCBI's taxonomy places the organism in Eukaryota, Metazoa, Platyhelminthes, Trematoda, Strigeidida, Schistosomatidae.